AGAGGGCGAUACAGCCCACGUUGGAUCCAGGGUAAAACCUGGGCCAGAUCGCGUAUGGGUGGGAACUGCGUAUUCAUCUCUGUUUAUUUGCUUUGUACCAUAGGAUGCCAAACGAACGGCAUCAGGCCUAGCGUGUCCCUGAGUCUUCCAUGUUAGAAAGAAAGAGGAGCUCCUUCCGGCACCUGAGACCUAGAACCCUCUUCCCCCUCGAUGGCCGUAGGGAGCGGCGGCGGCUCGCGGCGCGCGCGUCCGAACGUGCUAGUGACGGGGACGCCGGGGACGGGGAAGACGACAACGUGCUCGCUCCUUGCCGACGCCGCAGGCCUCCGCCACGUCAACAUCGGCGACCUCGUCCGCGAGAAGAGCCUCCACGACGGCUGGGACGCCGACCUCGAGUGCCAUGUCAUCAACGAGGACCUGGUGUGCGACGAGCUUGAGGACAUGAUGGAAGAAGGUGGCAUACUAGUAGAUUACCACGGAUGUGAUUUCUUUCCAGAACGUUGGUUUGACCUCGUAGUUGUGCUCCAGACUGACAACUCAAUUCUGCAUGAUCGCCUGACGGGUAGAGGUUACAUGGGUUCCAAACUCGCCAACAACAUAGAGUGCGAAAUCUUCCAAGUGCUCCUCGAGGAGGCGAGGGAGAGCUACAGAGAGGACAUCGUGAUGCCAUUGCGAAGUGACAACGUGGAGGAUAUUAGUAGGAACGUAGGUGCACUGACAGACUGGGUAAACAAUUGGAGACCUAGUUAGACCUGUCAAAAGAAAUGUUGCCUUAUGUGUUGUAUUUGGAUAUGUAUUGGGUGGACCAGCUGCCAUGUUUGUAAUGUACGGGGUGUUUUGGUUAAAGAAACGAAGUCGUUCAUCCUCGUCUUAUUCUUUUCUUCUAAUGGAGUCAAUUACUUAAAUCAUUA
Zea mays is the source of this 911-nucleotide messenger RNA. Its product is annotated as adenylate kinase isoenzyme 6 homolog. The transcript is spliced from 3 exons. The record is from RefSeq and is a predicted model, not a curated record. The coding region runs from base 211 to 750 and encodes 179 amino acids. Gene Ontology annotation, molecular function: AMP kinase activity; ATP binding; ATP hydrolysis activity. Lineage: Eukaryota; Viridiplantae; Streptophyta; Magnoliopsida; Poales; Poaceae. Gene Ontology annotation, cellular component: cytoplasm; nucleus.